Messenger RNA from Lepisosteus oculatus (spotted gar), 2207 nucleotides. Lineage: Eukaryota; Metazoa; Chordata; Actinopteri; Semionotiformes; Lepisosteidae. The record is from RefSeq and is a predicted model, not a curated record.
GUCAGGACCUAGGUUUUAAGUCUCAUCCGAAGGACGGCGCCUUUUUACAGUCUACUGUUCCUGGGUGGAAGAAGAUCAAUGAGCCUUCUGACCUUCUAGGAGCAGAUUCUCUCCCUGUGCUUCUGGUUCCUCCCUCUUCCCAAACAGAAGAGGCACAGUUUGGGAUGAAAUGGGUGUCACACCUGAACGGAGGCAGUGCAGUUGUGUGCUCUGAGCCAAACCUGAUCUGGGAUUGACUCUGGCAGCUCAGUGAGGACAAACAGCUCUCUCUAAUGCAGGGCAGGGAAAAUGUCCCCCAGUCUCUAGAGACCUGCUGCCUUCUGCGACCUGCUGCCUGAAAUCUACAGCAAAGCCAGCUUACGUACAAUUAUGUCUUGCAAUUCCAUGAGCACAGUGUACAAAUUGCAGUUAAUUCCUUCUGAAGAUAUGGGCAUGAGCAUGACAAUAAAUCCAGAAGAACUCUGAGGCAUUGAAAGUGUCAAUCUGAGAGCGGUCUCUGGCUCUGACCCUGGGGAGCCCCAGUCCAGCUAUUGUCAUAGGGCCCCCGAAGCUGCCUGUCAUUUAAAGAGAAGGAGCACUUGUUCAAGCAAGUGCUCUAUUGAGACAGUGGUAAUUCAGUGAGGGGAACGCUGGUUCUGGAGGUGGAGGAUGGUGUGAUUCUUGCUCCCAGGGAUAUCCUCAUGUCUUAAUUGAACACUCCACCUGUGUAAGUGAUCACAGGUUAACUGUUCCAGGCCUUUGGGAAGUGAUGACUUAUUAGUAUUGAAUGUGUCUCUCUACUCUUGCAGGUUUCAAGGUCUUGGUGAAAAUUGGUUUCGUAGCAAUAGAAGGUGAAUCUCACCUUCUGAGAAGGGGAAUGACCAGAGAGGAGUAGGAAGAAGCACUGCACUGCUGGACAGGCCAGGAUCCUCACUGACAAGGACAGGACACACACCUCAGUCCCCAUUGACAAGGAUAGGAAACACAGUUCUGUCUCCAUUGCCAAGGACAGGACACACAGCUCAGUCUUCAUUGCCAAGGACAGGACACACAGCUCAGUCCCCACUGACAAAGACAGGACACACAGCUCAGUCUCAAUUGAAUAGGACAGUACACACACCUCAGUCCUCAUUGACAAGGACAGGACAGACACUUCAACACUCAAUCCUUAAAAUGGACAGCUUGAACUUCUCCAAUACCACCGAAGGAAACUCUACGGAUGAUAACAAAUUAUUGAAAAUGAAGACCUUCCAUCUGGUGAUCUACAGCUGCUUCUUUGUUGUCGUCCUGCCCAUCAAUUUCCUGGCUCUUUAUGGACUGUUCCGCCUGAUCAAGACCGAUUUCCCCCUCCCCGUCUACAUCAUCAACCUGCUCCUGUCGGACGUGACCCGGAUUGCCAUCCUGCCCCUGUUUAUUGACUCCACCAGCAACGACUAUGAGUGCCCCAGUCAUUGCGGUGCGGGCAUCAUGACAUACACCCUCUGCGUGGUGGCAGGAGUGGGAUUCCUGCUGUGCAUCUCCGUCGAGAGAGCCGUGGGGAGAGCAGUCUCUGUCCCAGAGGAGGAGAAGACAAGGAUUCGGCGCUUGAUGAUCCUCCUCCUGGGAAUAUUCACCGGCAUGUACGGGCCGAUUUUCUUUUGCUACUCCUAUUUUUCUGCGGCGGCAGGUGAGGAUGCCGCUUACUCCAAUGUGCUGGAAGUCUGUCUGCUUACAGCCUGGGCCAUCAUGAACCUGAGCCCUCUGGUUGACCCGAUUCUCUAUAUUUUCCUCCGGAGGGACGUCAGAGACGCGCUGGGCUGCCUGUCCCUCUGUCUGAGACCGGCCGACUGCCGGCGGCCACCGCCCGCCCGUCAGGGAGCAGGAGCAUGGGUCUCGUAGCCGGUCUUAGACAGCACACACCUCCUCUGGGAAGGGGUCUCCCUUAUUUCAUUGUCAAAGAAUUCUGCCGAAAAUGUCCGUCACCUGACCCAUUUUUCAUUUUAGUCGAAGACGAGACGCCCGCGAGAACAAUUCAUAAUGGCGAGGCUGAAUUGCUGUGCGUGUUUUGCCUGAGUGAAUUAAGAGGAGAGGAAAUGACCCGUUGGACUGAAACUGAUGCUGAAGUGAAUAUCGUCACACAAGGUUCACCACUUGCGCAUUUACCCUCUGUCUGGGAAACAGCAGGCUGGCUGUAAGGAGUUGGACCCCAAGGCUACUCCUGAGUCACAUUUGCAAGUAUUGGGGUGUAC